Diaporthe batatas is the source of this 3645-nucleotide messenger RNA. RefSeq lists its product as uncharacterized. The transcript is spliced from 2 exons. The record is from RefSeq and is a predicted model, not a curated record. Bases 490 to 2469 code for a protein of 659 amino acids. Lineage: Eukaryota; Fungi; Ascomycota; Sordariomycetes; Diaporthales; Diaporthaceae.
CCGGGCUGGCUGGCUGGCAGCCGACGCCGCAAGCUCGUGACUUUUCUGCAGGCCAGAGCCGGUAAUUACUCUUUUGUGAAGGAAAAAAACAAAAGGUUGCCUCUAUUCCCGGUAGGCUAGCCGAGAGUGACUGUCCAAUAUGUCCAAGCUGCAAUGACCCGCGUGCGUGGCAACUCGCCCGACCUCCGCCUGCUGCCCUCUAUAUGAGUCUUAUAUGGGCCCAUAUCCGGUUCCUACCCUGGGGCCUUGCUCUCAGCCGUCCCGCCUCCUCCGUCUGGACCCUCCUACCUCGAUCUUGCCGAGUCUUGGGUUCGUCUUGAACCAGAUCUAGGUGGCCUCGACCAAGAUCCAAGUGGCUUGCGUACAUGGGAACUCGGAUGGAUAUGUCUUGGGGGCCAUAGACAUCACCACUCCUUCCCACAUCCCUCCCCUCCUCCCGCACUACUCAUGCCAUAACUCGAAACCUGGCGGCUUCACUUCUAAAAAAAAAUGUUCUUGUCAUCCUUGUCCCUGGGCCUCGUCGUCUCCCACCUCCUGUCAAGCACAACAGCCUUUGGCGUGACCACGGACUCGCCAUGCGCAUCCGCCUGCCUCGACUCUGCAGAUGUCGACUUUGUGCGGACAGCGGCGUCGGCGAUCAACUCCUCGGACAUAGUGUGCAACGAUGUUGACUAUUUCUCCUCGGCCAACGGGCAAAAGUUCAAGAACUGCAUCACUUGCUUGCAGACCAGCGACACAUCCAGUGGCGACGAGAGCGAUGUCGCCUGGUUCCUCUACAACUUGCGCUUUGCCUCGGCCGUAUGUCUCUACGACUACCCGAGCCACAACACGACGACGACGACGCCGUGUGACCUCAACAGCGCCUGUGCCCCGCUGCAGGGCGCCCUUGAGUAUGGCAGCCUACGGCCGGAGAAUGCGACGGGAUACGGUUACUGCCAAGCCGACGGUGGUGUCCUCGAAGGGGCAAACCUCGACGACUGCGUGACCUGUCUCCAGUCAAGCUCUUCCACAUACCUCGCAAACUGUGAGCUUCUUUUUGUCGCCGUCUUACAUGCUGAACACCAGGCUGACCCUGCACCAGUUCUCCUCGCCCUUGAAGCCGGGUGCAGAGAACAGCCGCCGCCAGGGACGGCCCUGGGCAUAUCCGGCAACAUCUUCUCGGCUUUCCCCAUCAACUCCACCUCCUCGACUGCCGCGGGCUCCGACGGGGAAGACAAGCCGGUCAUCACCACCGGCGCUAUCGUCGGCAUCGCCCUGGGGGCCGCGGCGCUGUUCCUCGGCGCCAUCGCGCUGUUCGUGGUGUAUUGCCUGAAGCAGAAGAAGUACGAGCGCGAGGACAGGGCCCUGCCGCACCCGUACGGCCAGGCCCAGCACUUCUACUACAAGGACCCGGGCAGCGGGCCCGCGUCCAUCACCACCGACCACAGCUACGUGCUGCCGCAGUACACGGUCGACUACAAGCCUUCCGUGUCCGAGACCCCGGAGCCGCUCCCGUCCGACUACUCCAGCAACGCAGAGUACUACGACCGCCUCGAGGGCAAGACCAGGGGCAGGCCCCUGGUGACCAUCAGCCCGCCCGCGCAGCAGCCACAACCACAACCACAACCACAACCCGCCGCCAGCCACGAGCAGGUCGACACCAUCGGCCAGCUCCCCACCACCUCGCUGCCGACGCACCCGGCCUACAUCCCGCGCACCAGCAGCAGGAACAGCAACAGCCGGACCACGCCCCCGCCGGGCGCCAGGCCAAGCCGCAACCCGACCCCGGCCUCGGUGCGGUCGAGCACGCAGACUUCGUCCUCGCAACCGCCGCAUCACAACACCACCAACGGCAGCGGCGGCGCCAAGCCCGACUCGUACGCGAUCCAGGUCUACCUCAACGCAGCCGAGGACCCCAAGGUGCCCCAGCCGCCACCGCCCGUCGCGGCGCCGUCGUGGUCGUCGUCCUACCCCGUCCCUGGGCGCGCCACGCCGGCCUCCAACGCCGAGAUCGCGCGGAACAUCCAGGUUGAGCUGGCCGGCGCUCGCGCCACGCCUCCCGUCUCCGCGGCGUCCAUGCCGCAGGGUGGUGUUGGUGGCCGGGCGACGCCCGCGCCGUCGCUGCAGCACAUCUCGAGGACGACAUCGCCAGAUCACACCGCGGCUAGCCUUGGCGAUGGGUCCCCGCUCCCGCCGCCGCCGAGGAUCGGAUCGCUCAUCCUGCCAUCGGUGCCGCGCAUCCGCGUGCCGGGCAGCCGCAAGUUGCCACCGCGGCUCGAGGUGCCCGACGACGUGGGCACCGGCGCUGGCGCUGGCAUCUCGGGCCCGCUUGCAUUCCCAGGCAGUCGGUUUUCGACGCGUCCACCAGCGCCGGGGGCGGUCUUCGGCCCAGCGCGCGGCCAAGACCGCAUCAUCGAGCAAAUGGUUGACCGGGGAGGACGGUCGGUGGAGGUGCCAAUCGGUAGUGGGAAGAGUUACCUAUAUGGGUGAGAUCAGCUAGACUUUCUGACCUGUGCAGUGUUUCCUUUUUGUCUCGUCUUCUAUAUGGGGAGAUCUCUUAUUUCCUGCGGUGGGUUCGGCAAGGCGUUCUGGUAUUCGGUUCAUGGGAUAUUUUCGGCCAGGUCUUCUGUGACAAAGUCGGUCUUUUGCAUAGGAGCUUAGGAGCUUGAGAGCAUGGAAAAGUCGGGGACAUCCGCAACGUGCGCGCUGCACAGCUGUGAUGAGCUCCGGGGCAGGCAUUCUGUUUCAUCGGAAACCACGUGGUAAAGCAGUCCACAGUCAAAGGCUUGAUGCCAGAAAUACACAAAUAAUAUUUUCAAAGACCAUCAUCGGAAUGGCGCCGCUAAUGCUAAGUGUUUCGAUCAACCAAGGCGAUGGCCGGAGCCUCUCGUCUUCCAGGAGUCUGGCAGCGGGCCCCUUGCCUGCGCACCAGUGGUGGUGCCCGCCCUCGGGUCGUUGCGGAUGGCUGUGCCGUACUCACGCUGCAUGAAGCGAGGAGUGGUGACCAGGCGCGUGAAGAAGGCUGGGGUGGGAAUCAGGUUUGCGCCGCCGCCGAACUCGGGCCACAACCUGGUGAGGAAGUCGUGCAGGUGAGCGGCGACGAGUCCGGUCAGCUGCAGGAGCAUGACGUGGGGGCCUGCCAUGAGCAGGCUGGCGCCCAUCAUGCAGAGAGGGACGAGCUGGGCUGGAACGGUGAAGAAGAAGAAGCCAGCCUUCUGGCCUCUCUGGUCCUGGGUGGCGGUGUAGCACAUGGCCAGGAUCAAAGCCUGCAGGAAGUAGACGCCUCCGAGGAAGUAUUGAGCAAGCACCUUUUGACACUGUUAGCCAUGAACACAAACCGCAUUCUGAUGAACGGUGCAACAGGACAGCAGCUGGUGGUAGUGUUGGAGUAAUGUAGGGCGCUCAAAACCACCCGGGUCCACGGAGAUCAAGACCCGAGUCAUCCAUAAAGACAUCCCACCAUGCCCACACCGCGGACCGGCCCUUAACUAGGUAUUGCGAAUGAUGGACCGGCCGAAGUGCAGGGGUAAUCUUCCUCCUUUCCAGGAACCGUGAUAGCAGUAGAGGCACUUCACUAUCCGGGCAGAUAUAAGAGGUGUGCAGUGGGGGUACGGGAAGCGCAGUGGGGAAACAGAACCGGCUUACAAUGAUGACUGCGCCGCAGAA